Molecule: messenger RNA, 1308 nt
Organism: Aureococcus anophagefferens
Lineage: Eukaryota; Pelagophyceae; Pelagomonadales; Pelagomonadaceae
Exons: 1
Coding region: 1-1308 (435 amino acids)
Biological process (GO): protein neddylation
Cellular component (GO): cytoplasm; nucleus
Molecular function (GO): NEDD8 activating enzyme activity
Source: RefSeq, a predicted model, not a curated record
AUGUACUCGAACGUCGACAAGCUCCUGACGCGGCCGACGUCCUUCGGCAGCGAGACGGGCAGCCUCGCGGUCGGCGAGUUCGAGGCGUCGCCCGAGGUCCGCGACUUCGUGACGAGCGAGUGCAAGGUGCUCGUCGUCGGCGCGGGCGGCCUCGGCUGCGAGAUCCUCAAGGACCUGGCGCUGUCGGGCUUCGCGGACAUCCACGUCAUCGACAUGGACACCAUCGACGUGUCGAACCUGAACCGCCAGUUCCUGUUCCGCGCGAAGGACGUCGGCAGCCCCAAGGCGACGACGGCGGCGGCGUUCAUCAACGCGCGCUGCCCGAAGACGACGGUCACGGCCCACGUGGGCAAGGUCCAGGAGAAGGACGGCGACUUCUACGCGCAGUUCAACGUCGUCUGCUCGGGUCUGGACAACGUCGAGGCGCGGCGGUGGCUCAACUCCAUGCUCGUGUCCCUCGCCGAGGUCGACGACGACGGCAACGUCGUCGACCCGAGCCAGAUCAUCCCCAUGGUCGACGGCGGCACCGAGGGCUUCCGGGGCCAGGCGCGCGUCAUCAUCCCCCGGUUCACGUCCUGCUUCGAGUGCAGCCUCGACUCGUUCCCGCCGCAGAAGACCUACCCCAUGUGCACCAUCGCCGAGACGCCGCGCCUGCCGGAGCACUGCAUCUCCUACGCCCAGCUCGUCGAGUGGCCCAAGGCCUUCCCGGACAAGUCCGUCGACACGGACUCGCCCGAGGACAUGACGUGGAUCUUCCAAGUGGCCGAGGCGCGCGCGCGGAAGUUCGACAUCGAGGGCGUCACCUACAUGAAGACCAUGGGCGUCGUCAAGAACAUCAUCCCCGCCGUCGCGUCGACGAACGCCGUCGUGUCCGCGGUCUGCGUCAACGAGGUCUUCAAGCUCAUGACGCUCUGCUCGCAGAGCCUGAACACGUACAUGAUGUACAUGGGCAACCACGGCGUCUACACGCACACCUUCGAGUACAAGAAGAAGGACGACUGCCCCAUCACGUCGGCGCGCGUCCGCACGCUCGCCGUCGCGCCGACGAUGCUCCUCGGCACGCUCAUCGAGUCCAUGUGCGGCCCGGACUCGGACCUGCGCCUCAAGGCGCCGUCCCUGACGACGGCGAGCCAGUCGCUCUACAUGCGCAAGCCCAAGGCCCUCGAGGCCGCGACGCGCGCGAACCUCGGCAAGCCCCUCUCCGAGCUCGUCGCCGACGACGACGAGAUCACCGUCACCGACGCGAUCUUCCCGGGCGACGUGUCCCUCACGCUGAAGCUGUCCUUCGAGUGCGAGGAGGCCGCGUAA